AUGGAAUCUGACGAGAACACAAAUUCCUACACCACUGACGAAGACGCCGAAUAUUCUGUCCUUUUGGACCGCCGAGAGCAGCUGACCGAUCUUCUUGCCGAGUCACCUUAUGACCUGAUCCGCUACCUCCAACGAGCGGUCGUCUACUCCAACCUUGGCUACCCGGACCUCGCCGCCGGCGAUGCCUAUCGCGCCUUGCUCCUGACCGACGAGGUCCGAAACGAAGGCUUCGAGUACCAUGACCAGGCUGUUCAUGCUCUCCAGCCCUACUUGUCCUCUCCCUCCGCUCUUCCCGAGGUCCUGAACCAUGGCGCCCUCCGGCAAGGGUCCGGCGGCAUGGUCAACGGCCACGGCCCUCAAGGCCCAGAAUUCUACCAGGAGAUCGCCGCCGUAGCAUCUGUGCGAUGCUACCAGAUCAUAUCCCUCAGCCUGCUGCUUUGUGGCUGCUUGAGCAGUGCCCAGACUUACUGUGAACGCGGCCUCGCAGCAUCGCCAAACAACCAGGAACUGCUGAAUACCAAAAGCCACAUCUUGACUGUGGCUCGCCGCAGGCUCCAGACUCAAGAUGUCGAUGUUGGUCGACUACCCGAGUGGGGUCAUGUGCGAAGAGAGGUCUAUCCAUGGAAUACUCACGAGCCAGAUCGGUUCUCUGCCAAGUCUUUGUCGUUUCUGAACCAAGAGCUCGCGAGCAUGGCACCGAAGUGCGAGGUGCGGGUUUCCGAGCUUCCCGUCCUUCUCGACUCAGCAAGCAACACCGACGACUAUGAGAUCAUUCCUACUUGCAACCAGCUGGGCGUAUUUGCAAAGGAGGAUAUCGCUCCCGGAGAAACCGUGCUCAAUGAAUACUCGCUCUUGACGGCCAACAACAGGCUCAAGGACCAGUUGUGUGACGCCUGUGGUACUGAAUUGCCUCCCUUGAGCGCUGAAGGUGGGCCUGUCAGCUGCGACGAGUGCUACGACACGGUCUUCUGUGACCAAUUCUGCCAUGACAAAGCGCAGGAGCUCUACCACCCAGCCGUUUGUGAGAAGGAUGUCGAUGCUAUCGCCAAAGACCCCGACGCUGCAGAGUCUAGCGCAUCACUGCACCUCCUUCUUCUAGCUCGGCUCCUUGCUAUGUCGGCACAUCAGGAGGUUCACCCACUACAAUUAAAGAACAUCAAGUACAUCUGGGGCGACUUCAUUCCUCCUCACACCAACGCAAUUUCUAUCUCGCCUAAUGCCGGACCACCGCCGGAUUGGACCCUACCCUUCUCUUUCAAGUACAACGUCGAGACGCCGCUGCAUAUUCUCGAGAAGAUGGACAUCGACAUCUACCAGACUCUCCCCCAAUACGAUUUGUGGGUCCUGAACACCUGCUUCGCCAAGUUCCGCGGCACGGCAUCGGCGAGACAGAGCACUCGAGAUGGACGGCCCGAUGUCGCGGCCGUACACCCUUUCUGGUGCCUUGCGAACCACGACUGCAACCCGAACGUGACGUGGGAAUGGGGUGGCAGGAUGAAGCUCUGGGCACGAGAACGCAAGGUUGUGGGCAAUCAGCCGGGUGGCAUCAAAGCCGGCGAAGAGAUUCUAAAUCACUACUGCGACAUCGACUUGCCUGUUCAUAAGAGACGGGAAUGGGCCGAGGGAAGUCUUGGUGGCUGGUGCAUGUGCAAGAGAUGCAGGGACGAAAUUGCACACGGCGGAACUGCAACGAAUGGAGUCGACGGUGCCGCGCCACACCGAGCGAACGAGGUGAAUGGAGUGUCCGGAGUGGACGGAGUAGACGGUUCUACCCCAGAGCCAAUGGACUGGGCGGUCCAUCACAAAAGAGAGGACGUCAUAAUGGCAGGCAUUGACGGAUCCUCGCGGGGUUGA
This is a messenger RNA of Diaporthe amygdali, 1854 nucleotides long. RefSeq names its product wd tetratricopeptide repeat domain-containing protein. NCBI's taxonomy places the organism in Eukaryota, Fungi, Ascomycota, Sordariomycetes, Diaporthales, Diaporthaceae. Gene Ontology annotation, molecular function: protein binding. Bases 1 to 1854 code for a protein of 617 amino acids. The record is from RefSeq and is a predicted model, not a curated record. The transcript has a single exon. Gene Ontology annotation, cellular component: nucleus.